Molecule: messenger RNA, 6220 nt
Organism: Mya arenaria
Lineage: Eukaryota; Metazoa; Mollusca; Bivalvia; Myida; Myidae
Product: sodium/hydrogen exchanger 4-like
Exons: 22
Coding region: 228-3032 (934 amino acids)
Biological process (GO): proton transmembrane transport; regulation of pH; sodium ion transport
Cellular component (GO): membrane
Molecular function (GO): sodium:proton antiporter activity
Source: RefSeq, a predicted model, not a curated record
UAUCUAACGUCUAAAUGUGUUUGUGCAAAAACCGGGGGUGUUUGAAAAAAAUUGAAAUUGUAUAAAGUGAAGUAUUUUAUGGUUGAAAUGGAUAAAGGUUUAUAUUCAUAUUUUACCAUCUGAGAAACCUAACAACUGUUACACAAGAUAACCAGCUUGGAAAAUUCAUUAUGUCAUCUUCAUGAAACCAGUUAUUGGAUGAAUCAGAAGAUUGAUCUGAUUCCAACAUGCUGGUCUCUACAGGAAUUCACGUAGCUUUUGUUGUGCUGUUGUGUUUUGUUGCCAUAGCUACAUCAUCUUCUAUUGGAAAUGACCCAGUUACAAACUCCAAGACAUUGCAUAGCAAUACCACAACAAGUAGCCAUAGCAACAAGACAGAAGACAAGCACCUGUCACCUGAUGGUGGUAUCCAUGGUGAUGAAGGUCAUGAUGAUGAUGGAGGUCAUCAUGCUAGCAACCGUAUCCAUGUGGCAGAAUUAAACUAUGACCAUGUCAAAGGCCCAAUGAUUGUGGUGCUGGUAAUAAUCUUUGCAGGACUUAGCAAAAUAGGUUUCCACCAUGCUGAUUUUCUGUCAUCCAAGGUUCCGGAAUCCUGUGUUCUCAUUUUAUUGGGCAUCCUGUUUGGAGCUAUCUUGUAUGUAACCGGUGCUGCAGAAAAUGUUGACUUCUUUACUCCGGAUACUUUCUUUAUCUACCUUCUACCACCGAUCAUCCUUGAGGCAGCUUUCAGCCUCCAUGACAGAGCCUUCUCCGACAAUCUUGGCAGUAUUAUCAUGUUUUCUGUUGUUGGGACGAUUAUCGCUUGCUUUGCCAUAGGCCUUUCGCUGUAUGGACUAUCCCUGGCAGGGGCCAUGUCGGACCCCGAGGCUAACCUCGUUCAGAUCCUUGUGUUCACUGCACUCAUUGUGGCCGUCGACCCUGUUGCUGUGCUAGCAAUAUUCCAAGAAGUAGGGGUUAACCAGAUGCUGUACUUCAUGGUGUUUGGGGAGUCGCUACUGAACGAUGGUGUCACAGUGGUGCUCUAUAAUGUGAUGCAGACCUACAACCGGAUGGAUACCAUAGAAGCAGACCAGAUAGUACUGGGCAUAGUGAAGUUCUUUGUUGUUGUGUUUGGAGGCCUGGCUAUUGGCAUUAUACUCGGGAUAUUAUCGGCUUUCAUCACAAAGUAUACUAACUUGGUCAAGGUGGCCGAACCAAUCAUCAUAUUUGCCUUUGCCUAUGAGUCAUACAUUCUUGCGGAAAUGUUCCAUUUCUCUGGUAUUGUAAGUAUUAUAGGAUGUGGGCUAACACAGGUGCAGUAUGCCUUCAAAAACAUCACCAACAAGUCAAAACUGGCUGUCAAGUUCUUCGCCAAGGUCAUCAGUAACACCAGUGAGAUAAUCAUUUUCCUGUUUCUGGGAUUGAAGACAGUAACUACACACCAUGUUUGGAAUACAGGCUUUGUGCUCUGGACCUUAUUGCUGUGUGUUGUGUAUAGAUUUAUAAUAACAUUUGGCAUCUCGUGGUCCAUCAACAGGUGUGACAGACACAGGGUCAGGAAGAUCAAGCUGGAUGAGAUGUUCAUGAUUAGUUAUGGAGGCCUACGUGGUGCUGUUUGUUUCUCCCUGGUGGCACUGCUGAGUGAGAAAGAAUUCCCGAUGAAAAACAUGUUCAUCACAACAACCCUUGUCAUCAUUUUCUUUACAGUGUUCAUACAGGGUGGGACAAUCAAGUGGCUGGUGAAGAAGAUGCGGAUCUCACUCAAUGACAGCACUAAGGAUAUGAUCAUGUAUCAGGAACUCAACCAACAUAUCACGGACCAUCUAAUGGCUGGUAUAGAGGAGGUAGUUGGAACAUCUGGCAAACACUACCUCAGAGAGAAAUUUGACAACCUGGACAACAAAUUUUUCCGCCCGUUGCUGCUACGUGAUGCGAACGAGUGUGAUGUGGAAGAACUCAACAAAUACUAUGAGAAACUCAUGAUGAAAGAACACUACAAGAACUUGAGGAUCUGUGGAGCCCAGAAUCUGCCCAGGGUUGCUUCUUCUAUUCGUGCUGUAGACAGUUCAGCCUGCCUGAGAGGGAUGGACAAUGGUUUUGAACAGAAACAACUGGAAAAAGAAGAGGAGCGGGUUGACCGUCGUCGGCGACUGAUAUCCCAGCGUUCUCUUGACAAUGCUCGCAGAUCAGACGGUGAAUAUGAUGUGCAGAAGAUGCUGAGAGACGCCCUAGCCACAUCUAGAAAUCAAACUGGAAGGCACUUCCAUGACAAGAAUUAUGUAAAGGAUGAGCAUCGCCAUUUGGUUGGUCAGCUUCGACAGAAAUACAAGAAGAACCAACGUCUUAGUACCAUGUGUCGUCCUAAGCUAGAUCGUGCAUUGUCAUGGAAUGAGAAUCAAGGUGAACUUUUUACCAGACGAACUUCUGAUGUAAAGUUAAACCUUCGUGCUGGGAGGGCUGUCACUGUCGAUUUCUCUCCGGGUGAGUUGGAAAGUUCAGACCAGGAGUCGAAGUCAGCGGAAUUUACUCUUGAUGACACGGUGUUUGAGGCUGAAGAAGACAAUACUGAACAUAAUCCAUUACUUAGCAACAACACAAUGGGUCAUAUGAAACGCGUUCACUUCUCUGAUGUUGAGAAACAGGGAACUGCAGGUGAAAAAGGCCAGGGUAAAGGGACUGUGAAGGGGCAGGAUGUGAGUGUGCAUGUACAAGGAGGGAUGGGGGAACUUCUGGCUGAGGCAAACUUGAUUGACAGUGCUGACUUGGAGAAGGGAAAUGCACACAAUGUAUUGGAAGACAAUCUGGCACUGUCACAGGGAUUCUCUGUGAGUAACGAGGUGCCUUCUAAAGAAUAUCAUCCUGACCCGAGACAGAAUGACAGUGACAAGACUGAUCCAAAGAAAUCCUUAACCAAGCGUGCUGAUAGUCAUCAUGGUGGGCAUGAACUAUUACGACAGGAUGCUUUAAAGGAUGCGGAUAUUCGAGGGGACAUUGAGCUGCAAGAGUUGGGUAAGACAACACUGCAGGAGCCAUCAAGAAAAAUGUCUGUGUAGAACUUCAAAUGAAGUUUUGUCAGUCAAACAUACAUUGUGAAUUUAAAAAAAUGCAAGUUUCAAGGUCCAAACUUUCUUUGUAUUAUGAUACUAUUAGUAUACAAGUGAAUUAUUAUACAGUGAAUGAACUGUUUCAAUCCCAAUGCUACCUGUUUACAUCCAAUAGCAAUAAACUUGUAGGCUUAACAUUUUAUUAAAGGAUCAUUAGAUGUUUUAAAGCAGUCAUUUGUCCUUUAAUUCAUAGAUUUCUCUUACAUUAGAAUGUUGUGCACUGCUUUUCCCUACUGCUUAGACUGAACAACUACUCAAGUAAAGCAAAAACAACUUAAACUGGUAAAUGAAUUGGCAGUAAAUAUACAUUUAAACAGCAUUAAUCUGAACACCGUUUAUCAGAAAUUAUCGAUACUUCAAAUGAAUUUUUGUUUUUGUUUACACAUCAUACUGUAAUGGCACACAGACGUUUGUUUUAGGUGAUAAUGAAGCACAUGUCAAUGAGAGAUUUAUUUUGGGUGGUCUAGUUCGUAUAUAACGGCUGAUUUACACAAUAGAAACUUUAUAUGUCAUGAAAGUUUAACUGGGACCAUGUUAUAUGUCAUGAAAAUGUAACUGGGACCAUGUUAUAUGUCAUGAAAAUGUAACUGGGACCAUGUUAUAUGUCAUGAAAAUGUAACUGGGACCAUGUUAUAUGUCAUGAAAAUGUAACUGGGACCAUGUUAUAUGUCAUGAAAGUGUAACUGGGACCAUGUUAUAUGUCAUGAAAGUGUAACUGGGACCAUGUUAUAUGUCAUGAAAGUGUAACUGGGACCAUGUUAUAUGUCAUGAAAGUGUAACUGCGACCAUGAUAUAUGUCAUGAAAGUGUAACUGCGACCAUGAUAUAUGUCAUGACAGUGUAACUGCGACCAUGAUAUAUGUCUUGGCAGUGUAACUGCGACCAUGAUAUAUGUCAUGACAGUGUAACUGCGACCAUGAUAUAUGUCAUGACAGUGUAACUGCGACCAUGAUAUAUGUCAUGACAGUGUAACUGCGACCAUGAUAUAUGUCAUGACAGUGUAACUGCGACCAUGAUAUAUGUCAUGACAGUGUAACUGCGACCAUGAUAUAUAAUAUGUCAUGACAGUGUAACUGAGACUAGAUAUAUGUCAUGACAGUGUAACUGCGACUAGAUAUAUUUCAUGACAGUGUAACUGCGACCAUGAUAUAUGUCAUGACAGUGUAACUGCGACUAGAUAUAUGUCAUGACAGUGUAACUGGCACCAUGUUCUGUGCCAUGACAGGGUUAAUGGGACCAUUACUUGUUUUGGGUGUUUGUUGAAGGAUAGAAAGUAAAUCGCUAGAUGUUAAGCUCCAAGUAAAGUAUUUAAACAACGUAUGAAAUUAAAUAUGAAUUGAAAAAUGUUGCAAAAAUAUUUUUAUUUAUAAGAAUGCUGUUGAAACAGACAGAACCCAUCGGUUUGACGGUCCUGACCAGUAAAUUUUGACUUGGUCGAAAUAAGUAUUUAAUGGGGUUGGUCCGUCUGACUGACAGUUAUCACAUACAGAUGUAAAAAAUAUAAAGAUUUAAUUUUAUCAAUUAUCAAACACCACUUAAAAGUAAGAAAAACAUUUUUUCAAUGAUAUUGUCAAAUAACCAUUUGUUCACGAAUCUGGUGUCAUCUUUGCUGCUGAAAAGGUCGGAAUGAGUACCUCACAAACUGAAACACCAUGCAGCAUUUGCCUCCCUUUGCUAUACAUUAACAAAUAAUAUAUAUUACCAUGUAUAUAUCUGUUUUUAUGCAGUGUUUUAAAAGGCUAAAACAAAAUAUCUGAGGCUGUGGAAUGACAGAUACUUUUUCUGAACUUUUGCGAUGUCCGUUGCAAUGGAAGUCCAUGUUGGAUACCAUUCAUUAACAUGUCUACAUGUUUAUACUUGACAGUCCCAAAUGACCUUUGCUAUCAAAUGAAAUCUUGUGUUUCUUUCAUUUAGUUUUCUUUGAGUGACUUUAUUAUAGUUCUUUGUUACUGUGAUGUUUUUCUUUUCUUUUACUCUUUAUCAUUAUUGUAUUUACAUGUAGAAGUAUUCUUGCUUAUAGAUGAAAUUGUGAGAUUUUUUCACAAAUAUGCAAAUGUAAAUGCUUUUUAUACGAAUUACAUUCCACUUUUUUCAUUUUCUAUUAAGCAGAGUUUUACUACAUUGUAUAGUGAAGAUGUGUUUAUUUGUAUUUCUGAAGUUGUCUGUGACCAGCACAUACAUGCCAUAUUUCUGAGAGGCUUCCCAGGGUAUUUUGGUCUGAAUUCCAGGGGAUUUUGACAUUACACCAGGGGAUUUUUACACGACGAAAAUUUGCGCAAUAUCUGCAUUUAUAAUAUAAGAAUAAAUACUGAAAUACAUUCAAAUUACAAUAAUUUUUGGACUUAGUCAUGGUCCUUCAUGGAAUUUCACACUCAUAAUAUUAUUGAUGCUUUCCACUGUUAACCUUAAGCAAGUUUUGAAAAAAAAAAAAAAAAAAAAAAAUUAAUUCCAGGGGAUAUGGAUCCCCUGGCGGGGGACCAGGGGAUGGGUAGAAAUUCCGAGGGAUUUUUCCCCCCGCCGGGGGAUAAGGCGUGUAUGCCAGCAGUUCUACCGAUGCUUUUGUUUGGAGUUGAUUCUUAAGCAAAAACGCUUUGGGUCUAUGCUAAGAGUUUGUUUUUUUAAUUAAUAUAUAUGUCAAGAUAGCAAUUCUGCCAAUGCUCUUCAAAACUGAUAUUAAUAUUUUUACAUUCAUUUUAUACUAGUGUUAUAGGCAAAAUUUCACCUCAAUGAAUUGGAUCAAUGCUGGUCAAAAUAUAGCUAUCUAAGAAAAAGGUAUAAAAAAAGCCUGUUUGAAUUAAUGCAUAAAUAUAUUUAUCAAAACAAUUUGUGGUCUUCAUCAUUUCACUAGGAAAGGUUUAAAACAUAUUUGUUGUAUUAGAAUAUAGUGUUUAGUAGCAUCCAUCUGCAAUGUGUUUGAAAUUGUUAAUACUAGUAUAUCACACAAUCAUAAUUAUGUAUUUUUAUUUAUUAUGUAUAUUGUAUAAGACUUGACUUGUUGAGUAUUUGACACAAUUAAAAAAUUGUUAUAUCUGAUAAACAUCUUUUAAUAUGUGUUUUUCAAAUUUGUACAUUGUUUGUGUACUUAAAUACCUUAAUAUAUUUUUAUGCAAAUCCUUUUGAGCAAUAAAUAAAGUAAUG